Messenger RNA from Leguminivora glycinivorella, 1544 nucleotides. RefSeq lists its product as uncharacterized. The transcript is spliced from 2 exons. The record is from RefSeq and is a predicted model, not a curated record. Lineage: Eukaryota; Metazoa; Arthropoda; Insecta; Lepidoptera; Tortricidae. Bases 372 to 1544 code for a protein of 390 amino acids.
CAUUAAACAUUUGGUCCUUCGAACCGGAUCCGUUGAAAAGUUACCUAUUUUUAGUAAAAUAUCAAAUUUGUCGUGUCGUAAUAUUUUUCUAAUAAAUUGGUGGGUAAAACUUUUAAUUCUCGAUUCGGUUAAUGGCUGACCGGAAGUGUGACUUUUAUAGUAGAAUUUAGGUUGGUAGCAGUGUGACAGUUCGUUCAAUCCGCUCAUCUCGUUCGGUCUUAGUCUAUGCUUUGGUGUAUGGCAACAAUUCGGUUGUCAUCUCAUCUGUCAUUGUCAAAGUCAACAAGUUAAUUUUAUUGAGUAACGUAAACUGUUUAUUUAUAUUUUCGUUCUCGUUUUUCGAUAAAUCAACAGUGAUUAUUACGUGAAAAAUGUCGGACAUUGAUGUGAGCAAUAGAGACGUUGACAUGGAUAGGGUUGAACGCAAUUACGCGGUUAUGCGGUUAGAGUUAAUCUUUGAUUGUAUAGAUUUAGAGGGUUAUGUCGCGGCCGACUUAAACCCAAUAGUUGAAGACUUUCAUCGUGCCCAAAAGGCUAUAAUGAAGAAAACAAAGGAUGUAAAUACGGAGUUCUCGGUUACUGUCGAUUUUGAACAAAAAGUAAAGUCAAUCUUGACAAGGUUAAGGAAAGCUGAGCCUGUCAUUACAAGCAAACAUGAAACUGUUGACAAACAUGAUAGUAGUGAUAAUAAUUCAGCGAAGUUACCUAAAAUUGUUGUGAAACCAUUUGAUGGCUCCUUGCACAAUUGGUUGUCAUUUAAGGAACUCUUUGAUUCCUUAAUUCAUAAAAGGAAUAUUUCGAACAUUGAAAAGCUGCAUUAUCUUAUGACAUCGUGUCAAGGUAAGGCUUUAGAUUUGAUUAAGAAUUACCCAAUUUCGGACAACAGUUACAUGGAUGCUUACAAUGCUUUAAACAAUUUUUACAAUAGAAAACGGCAAAUUGCCUUUGGGUACUAUGAAAAGAUUUUACUUUGUGAACAGGUGAAGACCAAGUCUUCAACUGAAUUAGAAAAAGUUCAUCGUGUUUUUAGAGAAACAUUACAAGUGUUAGAAAGGUUCGACUUACCCGAUAAAAACUUUAUGUUAUUUCAUCUGUUGUGGGGAAAAUUAGACAAGGCGACUCGGGAGGCCUUCCUCCUCGAGUUCAAUUCCAAUGAAAUUCCAAAGUUUGAAUCACUACAAGAGUUUGUUGAAAAACAAGUCCGCGCUCUGGAAGUAACGGAGGUUAAGCCCGUAGCAAGUGCCAAUAAAGGUAAAGGCAAGGUAACACUAGUUGCCACACAACAAAAUAUAUGUGUUUUCUGUACUGAACUGCAUAAUUUAGAAAAUUGUAAGAAGUUUAAGGUUUUAGACACUUCGGAGCGGUUUAAGGUGGUGAAAAACAAGGGCUUGUGUGUUUGUUGUUUCUCCAAAACUCAUAAAGUUAAACAAUGUCGAUCGGAUUGUCGGUGCAGUAUAUGCGGUUGUUCCCACAACACUCUAUUACACUUUGAAAAAAGGAACCGGCUUCGCCAGAGGCUGAACCAGCACCUCAGCCAACGGUGA